Molecule: messenger RNA, 458 nt
Organism: Cuscuta epithymum
Lineage: Eukaryota; Viridiplantae; Streptophyta; Magnoliopsida; Solanales; Convolvulaceae
Source: the annotation of a GenBank genome assembly
AUUGUAUCCAACUUCACAAUGGUGCAAGGUUUUUUUCAGAGUUGAUGUGAAAUGUGAUAUACUGGAUAACAAUUUGUCAGAGUGCUUUAAUAACACAAUUGUUAAGGCAAGGUCUAAACCCAUUAUCCCUAUGCUUGAAGCGAUUAGAGUUGCCACAAUGAAGCGCAUUGCGAAGAAGGUUAAGUUUUCUUCCAAGUGGGCUGGGAAACAUGGCCCGCGUAUUAUUAAGAAGUUGAAUGCUAACAUACUUCACAGUAUGGGCUGGAAGGUAAUAUUUAAUGGGGACGAUGGGGACGAGGUAAAGAAAGGGAGGCAUCAGUUUCAAGUGCAACUUCAACGUAAAUCUUGCUCUUGUAGAGCAUGGGAUUUAAGUGGAAUUCCUUGCCCGCAUGCAGUUUGUGCUAUAUUUGACAAGGGUGAUGAGCCUGAUGAUUAUGUUGAUGAUUGCUACUCCAAGG